UCCCGGAAGCCAAUUCUGUCUAGCCCUGCCCCCCUCGCCCUCCUAUUGGCUGGCAGUUACCCAGGAGGAGCGAGCGAUCGCUCCUGCGAUGCAUGGGAGUGGGCACACUAGUAGUGGACACUCAACAUCGGAACGACACGGUUAACGGAUGUACCCUUGAGAUUUACUCAUUUUAACCACAAUUUUUAUCGUAUUUUGCACUUUUUAAAAUCAUUCGGAUGGCGGCAUUCGAGCCUGGGGGCCAAGUAUCUUUUUGUGACCCAUGAAUGAAUGAGCGGGUGGAUGCAGUGAGGGGAGCAGGUAGACGAGCCUAAAAAAUAUCGCUUUUUGACUUUAGGCCACGUCAAACAGACAUAGACAUUGGCAGAGGUGUGUCACCGCGCAAGCCGGAGAUCAUGGCCGCCGGGAUGCACUCACCGGGAGGGCCCAAUGGGAUCAUCCGCAGUCAGUCCUUCGCCGGCUUCAGCACCUUACAGGAGCGUCGCUCGCGGUGUAACUCGUUCAUGGGCAACUCGGUAGCGCAGAAGAAGCCGGUGUCCAAGCCCAAAAAGCCUCAACUGUCCGGCCACAAGGGGAGCGGCGGCGGCAGCGCCGGCUCCAGAGAGCCUCAGCCCGGAAGACUGGAGGAGAUCUACACCGCACUCAAACAAGGCCUAGACGAAUAUCUGGAAGUGCACCAGGCCGAGUUGGACAAGCUGACCAUGCUCAUGAAGGACAUGAAGAGGAACUCUCGUCUGGGCGUUCUCUACGAUCUGGAUAAGCAAAUCAAAGCCAUCGAGAGGUACAUGAGACGGCUGGAGUUUCACAUCAGCAAGGUGGACGAGUUGUACGAGGCCUUCUGCAUUCAGAGUCGGCUGCGGGAAGGAGCCAGCCGCAUGAAGCGGGCCUUCACCUGCUCGCCCUCCACCAAGGCCACCAAGGAGAGCAUCGCCGAAGUCAACCGCCGCUACAAAGAAUACACAGAGAACAUGAGUGCGUUUGAGGGCGAUCUGGAGAACCUGCUUGGGGAAUUUCACAUCAAGAUGAAAGGUUUGGCAGGCUUUGCCCGUCUCUGUCCGGGAGACCAGUACGAGAUCUUCAUGCGUUACGGUCGGCAGCGAUGGAAACUGAAGGGGAGGAUCGAGGUCAACUCCCGCCAGAGUUGGGACAGCGAUCAGAUGAUCUUCGUGCCACUCAUUAGCGAGCUGAUUAACAUCAAGGUGACGGAGCUGAAGGGUCUGGCCACCCACCUGCUGGUGGGUAGCGUCAUCUGCGAGACCAAGGAGCUGUUCACCGCCAUGCCGCAGGUGGUGGCCGUGGACAUCAACGACCUGGCCACCAUCAAACUCAACCUGGAGGUCACCUGGUCGCCCUUCGACGUGGAGGACCUGACACUGUCGUCGGGCAACGUGAGCAAGGCGGCAGCGCUGCAGAGACGGGUGUCCAUCUACAGCCAGGGCACCCCGGACACGCCCACCUUCCAGGACGCCUCCUUCUUUUCGACUCUCCCGGACGACGUGUUUGAAAAUGGCAAGCGUCUGUCCUUCGCCUUCUCGGACGCGUCCAGCCCCAGCCCGGCCCCCAGCUCCCACUCGCCGGCACUGUCCAAUCCGGAGAUCACUGUCACGCCGCCCGACACGGACGUGUGCGCCUCACCCUCCAGGCUGCGGGACGGCUCCAUUGCCGAGGAGGACGAGGAUGAUCAGGGAGACGGUGGCAGCGGCGAGGAGAUGGGCAGCGGGACGAGUGGCAGCCUGGAGGACUGUGAGUGGGAAUGCACCGAGUCUCAGCGCAUCGUACGCCCGCCCACCGUGGCGCCAGAGGACGUCUUCCUGGACCACGCUGAGCACCUCAAGCCUGUCCAGCUAGAACAAGAGGACGAGGACGGCGGCAGCAACCUAACACGGCAGCUGGUUAAGCGUCUGACGUCAGAGGCGGACGGGGGUGGCGCGGAGGCAGACCAAGGGCUGCUGGCGGAGGGCGGCCUGGAGGACGCCAUCCACGGGCUGCUGCUGACGCUGGAGGCGCUGACGCACCGAUGCCGAGAGCUGCAGGACCUGGAGCAGAUGGUUAUGCGGCUGGAGGACCUCUUAAAGUGCCGCCUGUCGGGCCACAGGAGACGCUCGUCCAAUCUCAGCCUGACGGUGGAGAGCGCACUGGAGAGCUUUGACUUCCUCAACACGUCCGAUUUUGACGAUGACGACACGGUUGCCGUUGUCCUCGCCAUGCCGCCGACGUUUGACAUUGACGCUGGCCCAAUCGGGGAGCAGCAGCAGGCGGAGGCACGAGGCCACUUGAGCGAGGCGCUGACGGAGGACACGGGGGUGGGGAACAGCGUGGCCGGUAGCCCCCUGCCGCUUACCACCACCAACGACAGCCUGGACACCGCCCUCGCCACACACCUGCGCUACUGCCGACAACUUGUCCAGGUGUUGAGCAACAGCGUGAGCCCGUGGCGCCGUCGCGGCGUCCUCAUCAAGAUGGCGUCUCAAACGGCCCUCCUGGAGGAGCUGGCCGAGAGCAUCGCGGACCACCCGGGGGCGCUGUCAUCUCUGGCCCAGGUGGUGCUGGGCCUGGCAGAGCACAACGGGGUGCUGGCGCUGUGGGCAGAGUGCAGCGGUUCUUCUGGACUCUUCCACACCACGCUGGAACGAGUGGCCGGUCACAUGACGCGGCGCUACCAGCAAACACUAUCAGAGAAAUACCCGCAAAACUGCCAACCAGUGAUCCAUUUGGUGGCGCGCGAGAUGGUGGACGCAAACGACCUUCCCGAGUCAAACGGCCCGUGGCAGGAGGUCGUGACCGUUUUCCAGUUUCAUGCGUACGUGGUGAAACAUCAAGUUGGCGACAUGGAGACGCACCUGCUGCACUUGGCCGCAGAAGAGUCAUUUGCGGAGCGCCUGGGAGGCGGAGAUAUUUCGGUGCUGGAAGAGGUGCCGGCCUGGGCCCUGUGGCCCCACAGCACCACCCUGAGGACGCUGGCCUCGCUGCUCACCGCCCACGACAUCGUUGUGAACAAGGCGGCAGCCGACUACCUUGCCAACGCAGCCGCCGCGCCGCAUGCCCAUUUUAGAAACAAGGCGCUGGAGUGUUACGCAGAGGCGCUGUCUGAUGCAGGCGUCCACAGCCAGAGAGCGGCGUGCGCUGCGCUCGGUUGCCUACAGGCGGCGGAGAGCGUCCGAGUCGUGGCAGCGCUGUGCAACUCGGCUGACGAGGAGCUGCGCCACGUCGCCAUAGAAACGCUCCUCACCUUCGGCGAGGAGGGCCGUCUAGCCUACGAGCAACUGAACACAGUGCCGGGGGAAAUGAUUGGCUUGGGUGUACGGCGGGAGACCGCCGUCGCCACUGACUUUUAAUGAGACGCCAACGAGGUGUGGUGGAUGGACAAAACUCACAAAGCAAAUGUCUGCACAAUAUGCGCCCGCAGGUAUAUUUGGGGUUCAACUGGAGAGCACCAACGUUCACUGGCUACACCACUCGCUCACGUCUCGCACGCUCACUGCUUACUGUGAAAGCUCGCGUGUCCCCCGAUACCACAAUUUUGCACCUGUAAAUAGUCCGAUGUGUAUAUUUAAGUUUUUCAAGCGUUGCGCGCAGCUUUGGGGUACGUUUGGGGUUUGUUUUUUGUUGGCGUCCCGUGGCCAAAGAAAAGAGGCAGAUGAGUUGAUUUAGUCUUGUUAAACGUGCAGUUUUCCAAGUGCAAUUCUGUACGGAAAUGUGAUUUGAUUGUACGUAUUUAUUUUUUUCCUGCUGUAUAAAGUGCAGAAGACUUGAUGCAUAUGGAUUGCUAGUUCUGUGCUAAAUCAGGUGUUUUACUUUUUACAAAUAUUAAACAAUAUGAUCUCUGUUGAUUUAA
This is a messenger RNA of Syngnathus acus (greater pipefish), 3835 nucleotides long. It is a transcript of the gene ripor2, whose product is annotated as RHO family interacting cell polarization regulator 2. The transcript has 23 exons. The record is from RefSeq and is a predicted model, not a curated record. NCBI's taxonomy places the organism in Eukaryota, Metazoa, Chordata, Actinopteri, Syngnathiformes, Syngnathidae. Bases 396 to 3335 code for a protein of 979 amino acids.